Molecule: messenger RNA, 3007 nt
Organism: Drosophila guanche
Lineage: Eukaryota; Metazoa; Arthropoda; Insecta; Diptera; Drosophilidae
Gene: Pex6
Product: peroxisome assembly factor 2
Exons: 5
Coding region: 223-2910 (895 amino acids)
Biological process (GO): protein import into peroxisome matrix
Cellular component (GO): cytosol; peroxisomal membrane
Molecular function (GO): ATP hydrolysis activity; ATP binding
Source: RefSeq, a predicted model, not a curated record
CGCUAUUUAGGUAUAUUUUUGAGGGUGAGGCGGUAUAUUUUAUCGAAGGGUCCCGCGGUCACAAUGGUAAAGUAACAACAAGAAAAUGACGAAGAGAGUUAUUAUAAAAAAGUGUAUCUGUGUGCUGUCCUUCCUCCAACUCCUUGAACUUUGACUCUACGCUCCACGAAAUCUAACCCUUGUACCUGUAGAUUGUGUUGUUUGUCUCUGUUUGACCAAAAAAUGAAUGAAAAUGAUGAUGCGAAAAAGGUCUCCGUCAAGCGCUCUUCCGUGUCGGGGGAUCAGCUGGAUCCUGGUCAGCCUCGAUACAGCUACUCGGGACGCAUGCAAGAGCUGAUAGAGGGCUACAAUUCCGCGGUCCAGUUGCUGGUGCCCAAGUGGCCGUGGUUCUUCUAUCCCGGAUACCUGACAUACGCAGUAUAUUGGCGGUACGCCAAAUACUACAAGGGCAAGUUUCAUUUAACGCCCAUACCGAAUCGUCUCUACGAACUGCUCAUUAAAAAUGAGUUGAUCAAGUCGGAGCACUUGGUAUUCGCCAGCCAGGAUGUGUACGAUAGCUAUGCCGAGUCGCCAGACGUUAACUUUGUCAACCUGAUUAUCCGCGGCGGCAGUGCAACGAUCAACCAGCCAGCAUCAAGCAAUUCAGCGACCCAAUCAGUCAUUCAGCAAAUGCUGCAGGAAGCUCCACACACAAUAGUGGCGCAGAUAUUGCCGGUAGCUCAGUGUCAAGUCAACUGUCUUUAUGUCCAGGAAAACUUCUAUAGCAAUGUCCUGGACCGGUUUCGUGUUCGCUCCAAUUGCUGGAUCAAACUGGAACGCUUUGCCGAUGAACAAACCAUACCCGCCAUAGCCACCAAAUCUCAUGUGUAUAUGCUGAGCAAUCCCCACGAGCUGCCUGCCGAGGUGACGGAGCUCAUCCUGAACAACUAUUUUAAUACGCCGCGUCUACUGCAUCGCGGCCACACCUAUCGCAUCGAGGUGAACGCCAAACUGGUUGGCACCGCUGCCUAUGCCCACUAUUAUCUGAUAUUCGCGUAUCUGCGGCAGGUCCACUUCCGCUGCAUUCAUCUGGAGACAAAGAGCAGCGAGUUCGAGCUACAGGCGGUUGUGGCUAAGGGUCUUAGCAACCUGGUGCAAGUUCCCAAUGCCCAUAACUUCCUCCCACGACAAGUUCUUGACAACUUUGCCAUCGUUGAAAACUAUCCGAGUGGGCUGCGAAAGCCUUACCAGCUGCUGCGAUCAUCGGUUGACGCGUUUCUGCCCAAGAAGUCGGCCUGCCUGUCUUCCAAGCACAUCUUCCCAGUGUUUCUAGUCCAGGGUGAGCGGGGAUCUGGCAAAACUAAGCUCAUAAACGCCGUCGCCCAGGAGCUGGGAAUGCACUUGUAUGGAGCGGAUUGUGCCGAGAUCGUUUCGCAGGUUCCCUCGCACACAGAGAUGAAGCUGAAGGCGGUCUUCGCCAAGAGCCAAGUCACUGAGCCACUGUUGAUCUGCUUCCAUAAUUUCGAGAUAUUCGGCAUCGACAAUGAAGGCAACGAGGACCUGCGUCUGCUUUCGGCCUUCCAUGUCCAAGUACAAGAGCUGUUCUCUCGGGAUCGAAAGCAUCCUGUAGUUGUAGUUGCUCUAACCAGCGACAAGCACCUGAAGCCCAUGAUUCAGAGCUUGUUCCUUGAGGUAAUAAGCAUUGAAAUGCCGAGCAAGGAAGAGCGCUUUCAGAUCCUCCGUUGGAUGCACGCCCGUGAGACUUUCAACGAUAUGAUCUACAAUCAAAAGGCCAUCGACCGGUUGCCCUUGUUUUCGAGAGAAAACCAAUCACAGUUCAUGGCGCGCCUGUGUCCGAGUUGGAGGCAGACAAUGGGCGUGCUGCAGGAAGUGGCGGCCAAAUCACAGGGAUUUCUUCUGGGUGACCUGCAAUUGCUGUACGACAGUGCCAUUCGCAUGAAAAGCCGACAGAGGCUGGGUAGGAGCUGCCUUGACCUGUCCCACUUUUCCAAGAACUUGAGCGACAUGCAGAGCUCGUUUGCGGAUAGUUUGGGUGCGCCAAAGGUACCCAAGGUCUAUUGGUCGGACAUUGGCGGUCUGGCCAAACUGAAGGAUGAGAUUCAGAGCAGCAUAGGACUGCCGCUAAAGCACGUUCACCUCAUGGGCAAGAACCUACGGCGCUCCGGCAUUCUGCUCUACGGGCCGCCUGGAACGGGCAAAACCUUGGUUGCCAAGGCCGUGGCCACUGAAUGCAACCUGAGCUUCCUUUCAGUGCAGGGACCCGAGUUGCUCAACAUGUACGUGGGCCAGAGUGAACAGAAUGUGCGCGAGGUCUUUUCCCGUGCUCGCUCCGCGGCCCCCUGUGUGCUCUUCCUCGACGAGCUGGACUCCCUGGCACCAAAUCGAGGUGUGGCGGGCGAUUCUGGCGGUGUUAUGGAUCGCGUUGUGUCGCAGCUUCUUGCUGAGAUGGACGGCAUGAGCGAUGGCGACUCCAGUAAGCCCAUUUUCAUACUUGCUGCCACCAAUCGUCCGGACUUGAUUGAUCCCGCUCUGCUACGACCCGGUCGCUUCGAUAAGCUCUUCUACGUGGGGCCCUGCUCUACGUCCGAUGACAAAGCAGCUGUUUUGCGAGCGCAAACUCAGCGCUUUGUCCUGGACUCUGGUGUCAAUAUAGACGAGAUUGCCGAGCGCCUGAAGAACGAUAUGAGUGGCGCAGACCUGUACUCCAUCUGCUCGAAUGCCUGGCUAUCGGCUGUGAGACGCACCAUUGACCGGCACCUGAGUGGAAAGCUCUCGGAAGAGGAACUCCUGCCUGAGACCGUAAUCGUGGAGUCUGAAGACUUCACCAAGUCUUUCAACAAAUUUGUGCCUUCGAUAAGCAGAACGGAUCUGGAGUACUUCAACAACCUUAAGGCAUCCUACAGUGUUUGAUUAAUCCUACCAAUAGAUCGUCUCCUAGGUACGGCAAUCAUUUGUUAUACAUUUUUUGAUUAUUUUUGAAUAAAACUGUUGAUGGUUCACAAGCCAA